This is a messenger RNA of Colletotrichum orchidophilum, 828 nucleotides long. RefSeq lists its product as uncharacterized. The transcript has a single exon. Bases 1 to 828 code for a protein of 275 amino acids. The record is from RefSeq and is a predicted model, not a curated record. Lineage: Eukaryota; Fungi; Ascomycota; Sordariomycetes; Glomerellales; Glomerellaceae.
AUGAAGUUCACAAAACAGUUACUCGCCUCCCAGCCAGACCUCUACCACUUGGCAACUCACGCCGCCUUCCUCGACGCCGCCGCAAAAGGCACGGUCCCCAAGGCCACCCUCGGCCGCUGGCUCGCCAAUGACAGGCUCUACAUCCACGCCUACGUCAAGGGCGCGGGCCGUCUGCUCGACCUCCUCGACCUCCCCGACCUCGUCAACCCCGACGGCCCCGCUGCGACGGAGGAGAGGCUGCUACAGUGGCUCGUCGACGCCCUCGUCAACGUCCGGCGCGAGGAAAAGUUCUUCGUCGACGUGGCCGCCAAGUUCGGCAUCGACGUGAACUUGCCGGCGCUCGACUCCUCAUCCCAGGGCGGCCUCCGCGUGCGCAGCGAGGAGAAGAUUGCCGGGCUCCGGGCCUUUGAGAAGCUAUUCAGUCGUAUCGGCACGGGCACGACGCCUCCUCCCACUGCCGCGGGGGUGAGGCGCCAAGAUGAACCGCGACAGACGUUGCUACCGUGGCUAGCACCCGCCGUGCUCUUCUGGGCCACGGAGAAGUGCUACCUAGAAGCCUGGUCCGGCGCCAAGGCCGCGCAGGAGGAGGGCAGAGACCCGGCCGCCGACGCUGACGGCGGCGCAUUGAGGUCCGAGUUCAUUGACAACUGGAGCAGCGCCGAGUUCAGAGAUUUUGUGGACCAACUGGGCGAUAUCAUCGAUGAUGGGGUCGAAGAAGCGAUCCGGCGGCACGGCGUCGAGACGCUCAGGGACCAGGAGUGGACUUCGGAGACUUGGAAAGAGGUCUUGGUGGCGGAGAAAGAUUUCUGGCCGCAGGAAACGGAAUAG